Molecule: messenger RNA, 2395 nt
Organism: Limulus polyphemus (Atlantic horseshoe crab)
Lineage: Eukaryota; Metazoa; Arthropoda; Merostomata; Xiphosura; Limulidae
Product: katanin p60 ATPase-containing subunit A1-like
Exons: 9
Coding region: 212-1708 (498 amino acids)
Biological process (GO): microtubule severing
Cellular component (GO): microtubule cytoskeleton
Molecular function (GO): microtubule binding; ATP hydrolysis activity; ATP binding
Source: RefSeq, a predicted model, not a curated record
UAGAAAAAUACUUUACUACGUUAGUUCUGCAACUCUGUCAUUGUCAGUUGGAUAAUGUCUUCAAAUCUAUCUAAUAUCAUUAUGUUGGGCUCUUAGUCUUAUUUCUUAGGCCAGCAAGUUUUGCCCAGUUAUCCUUUCCAAUAGGAUCAAUAUACGAGACUGUGAGAUUUAUUGUUUCGUUUGAUGUACUCUCUAUAAAACAAAGACAAAAAUGAAUUUCAGCACCGCAGAUAUUUGUGAGAAUACCAAGAUGGGACGAGAGUUUGCACUCUUGGGUAACUACGAAACAGCACUUGUUUACUACGAAGGUGUUGUUGAGCAACUUCAUCGACUUCUUCAAACAAUUAAUGACCCAGGAAGGAAAGAAAAAUGGCAAAAGAUCCAACAACAGAUAAUCCAAGAAUAUGAACAGGUUAAAGACAUUCAAGACAUAUUAAAUGGUUUCAAAUCAGAUAGCCACUGUGAUCGACCUACUACUGCACAAAUGAAUUAUGAUGACGUUCCAAGUGAUCAAAUUGUAUGGUCCUCUCCUACUUCUAAAGACCCAGAAGUAUGGCCCUCACCAACACCCGUUGAGCACAAACCUGGCCCACCAGUUCGAUCAACUCGUGGUGGCAGAAGAAGUGAAGCAGCCAAGGCAUCUAAUGUUUCUAAGGUUGGAAACAGCAGCAGAGCUGUGGUAUCGAAGAGAGGAGACAAUAAAAGUGUAAAACGAGAAGAUAAAUCCAAGAAAGAAGGAAAGAAAGAUGAAGCUAAAGAACAGAUGGAACAAGAUGAAAAGAAGUUUGAUACAUCUGGAUACGACAAGGAUUUGGUUGAAAUGUUGGAACGGGAUAUUCUUCAGAAAAAUCCUAAUGUUCACUGGGAUGAUAUUGCUGAUUUAGAAGAAGCAAAAAGACUAUUGGAAGAAGCAGUAGUCUUACCCAUGUGGAUGCCAGAUUUUUUCAAAGGAAUUCGUAGACCCUGGAAGGGAGUUCUCAUGGUUGGACCACCAGGAACAGGUAAAACGAUGCUAGCUAAGGCUGUAGCUACAGAGUGUCAGACCACUUUCUUCAACGUUUCUUCUUCAACACUAACAUCCAAGUACAGAGGAGAGUCAGAGAAGCUUGUACGAGUUCUGUUUGAGAUGGCCCGUUUUUAUGCUCCCAGCACAAUCUUUGUUGAUGAAAUUGACUCCUUGUGCUCGCGUAGAGGUACAGAUUCUGAACACGAGGCAAGUCGACGUGUGAAAUCUGAACUACUGGUUCAAAUGGAUGGAAUUACAAAUAGUGAAGAUCCCAGCAAGGUUGUGAUGGUGUUAGCAGCAACCAAUUUUCCGUGGGAUAUUGAUGAAGCCUUAAGAAGACGACUCGAGAAAAGAAUUUAUAUUCCUCUACCUACUAUGGAAGGUCGUGAAGCUCUCUUGAGAAUCAACUUAAAGGAAGUGGAAGUGAUGGAAGACCUGGAUAUAACUGAAGUUGCAAGAAAACUGGAUGGAUAUUCUGGUGCUGAUAUCACAAAUGUUUGUCGCGAUGCUUCAAUGAUGGCUAUGAGGAGGAAGAUUUCUGGUCUCACUCCAGAAGAAAUCCGCAACUUGCCCAAGGAAGAGUUAGAGCUCCCAGUGAGCCCAGAAGAUUUUGAAGAAGCCAUGAGAAAAAUCAACAAGUCAGUCAGUAAACAUGACUUAGAAAAGUAUGUAGAAUGGAUGGCUGAGUUUGGAUCCAUCUAACUUCAGAACAUCAUCAUUAUUACUGUUAUAUGAAUUAUAAUUCCACAACAUUGCCAUAACUAGUGGCAUGUGUCUUCCAGCCUGUUGAAAGAGGUCAUCAUACUAUCAUGUGUUUGCAGGCUAGUACCAUAAUUAAUUCCAUGUGAUUUAAGGACAUCGCCGUAAUUAAUGCCAUGUUCAGUGCACAUCUAAGAUAGUAUCAGUAUUACUUUGAUGAACCAAAUAUUUCUGGAGCAUGAAUGUGAUUAGAAACUUGUGUUGUAUACUUAAGGACACAAAAAUAAUGAAUGUUAUGUGCAAUAUAUUUCUAGAAUAUCACUAUAAUUAUCUUUGUACUAGGCUAUUUGUCAUAUGCCAGAAAGAUAAAUGUAGAAGCAAAUGCCAAAAAACAGAAAAAGGUAUAAAUUUCAAAUAUAUAUAUAUAUAUAUUCUGAUAAAAUUGUUUAGUUUGUACUUUAGCACUCAAAUUUUUAUUAUUAAGCAGUUGUGAGUCAAAGAUAGAUUUACUUCUCGUACAUAAUAUAUUUAUCGAAAUUGAAUACCUAAAGUAUAGUGGAAUGUUUGUGGUAGUUUUGGGAAUAACCUAAACACCACUUCCUGUAAUUUUGUUAAUGCUUCAGUUGUACUUCAGAUUUUUGUAAUGAAGAAUACUGAAUAUUAAAGUUAUUGGAUUAUGUUUGAUGAUUA